Messenger RNA from Gloeophyllum trabeum ATCC 11539, 4941 nucleotides. RefSeq names its product 1,3-beta-glucan synthase. Gene Ontology annotation, cellular component: plasma membrane; 1,3-beta-D-glucan synthase complex. Bases 1 to 4941 code for a protein of 1646 amino acids. The transcript is spliced from 10 exons. The record is from RefSeq and is a predicted model, not a curated record. NCBI's taxonomy places the organism in Eukaryota, Fungi, Basidiomycota, Agaricomycetes, Gloeophyllales, Gloeophyllaceae. Gene Ontology annotation, molecular function: 1,3-beta-D-glucan synthase activity. Gene Ontology annotation, biological process: (1->3)-beta-D-glucan biosynthetic process; fungal-type cell wall polysaccharide biosynthetic process.
AUGUCCACCGAAGAGAUCGAGGACAUCUUCCUCGACUUGACACAGAAGUUUGGUUUCCAGCGAGAUUCUAUGCGGAAUAUGUUCGACUUCCUUAUGCAACAACUCGACUCUCGGGCAUCUCGGAUGACCCCUAACCAAGCACUCCUUACCCUCCACGCUGAUUACAUUGGCGGUCAAAAUGCCAACUAUCGCAAGUGGUACUUCGCUGCCCAACUUAACCUCGACGAUGCUGUCGGACAGUCCCAGAAUCCUGGUCUGCAACGGCUUAAGAGCAUAGGAGGGAAGGGCGCACCGAAAACAGCCGGCACGAAGUCGCUCGAUAGCGCGCUGAACCGAUGGCGGAACGCUAUGAAUAAUAUGAGCCAGUACGAUCGGCUGCGUCAGGUAGCCCUGUACCUGCUGUGUUGGGGUGAGGCUGGAAACGUACGCUUCGUCCCGGAGUGCUUGUGUUUCAUCUUCAAGUGCGCGGAUGACUACUACCGUAGCUCAGAGUGUCAGAACAGAGUUGAGCCUGUUCGCGAGGGUCUCUAUCUCGAAACCAUCAUCAAGCCUCUUUACCGAUUCAUGAGGGAUCAAGGCUAUGAGGUCGUGGACGGAAAGUUCGUCCGGAAGGAGAAGGACCAUGACCAGAUCAUUGGUUACGACGAUAUCAACCAGCUGUUCUGGUACCCCGAAGGCAUUGCAAGGAUCGUCCUGGACAACAACUCCCGUUUAGUGGAUCUUCCUGCACCACAGCGUUUCAUGAAGCUCGGGCGUGUAGAUUGGAAUCGCGUGUUCUUCAAGACCUACUUUGAAAAGCGGUCUACUGCACAUCUCUUGGUCAACUUCAACCGCAUCUGGAUUCUCCACAUUGCGGUAUUCUGGUUUUACACGGCAUAUAACUCGCCGAGAGUGUACGCUCCUCAUGACAAGCAAUUCCCAUCCGCCCCGAUGACUUGGUCCGCGACUGCCUUGGGCGGCGCAGUCGCCACGUUAAUCAUGAUCUUCGCCACUUUGGCGGAGUAUACUUACAUCCCCACAACUUGGAAUAACGCUUCGCACUUGACCACCAGGUUGUUCUUCUUGUGCAUAGUCCUGGCGCUUACUGGAGGUCCUACAAUCUACAUCGCGAAAGUCGACGGGUUACCGACCCCAAACCAGAUACCAUUGAUUCUGGGCGUCGUCCAGUUCGGUAUAUCUGUCGUAGCGACUAUCGCCUUCGGUAUUAUCCCUUCGGGUCGGAUGUUCGGUGAUCGUGUUGCUGGGAAGUCCCGCAAGUACAUGGCUUCUCAGACGUUCACUGCAUCCUAUCCGGAACUGCCGCGAGGUGCUCGUACUGCGUCAAUCCUGCUCUGGGUUCUUGUCUUCGGGUGCAAGUUUACGGAGUCGUAUUUCUUCCUGACGGAGUCAUUCAGCAGUCCCAUCGCUGUCAUGGCUCGUACCAAGGUUCAGGGGUGCAAUGAUAAGUAUUUUGGGAACGCGCUCUGCACGAACCAGGUUCCUUUCACGUUGGCGAUCAUGUAUGUCAUGGACGUCAUCCUGUUCUUCUUGGACACGUACAUGUGGUACAUCAUGUGGAACGUGGUGUUCAGUAUCUUCCGGAGCUUCUCGUUGGGUCUGUCUAUCUGGACUCCGUGGCAAGAGGUCUACACUCGGAUGCCCAAGCGGAUAUACGCCAAGUUGCUUGCUACCGGUGAGAUGGAGGUCAAAUAUAAGCCAAAGGUAUUGGUAUCGCAAGUCUGGAACGCUAUCAUUAUCUCCAUGUAUCGCGAGCAUCUACUUUCUAUCGACCACGUUCAACGUCUUCUGUAUCACCAGGUUGACGGUCCAGACGGCAAGCGUACUCUGCGCGCUCCUCCUUUCUUCACCAACAAUGAUGGCAACAGCGGGAAGUUCCUGCCUGCUGGAGGUGAAGCGGAGCGGCGUAUCUCCUUCUUUGCUUCGUCUUUGACGACUGCCCUUCCCGACCCUCUGCCUGUCGACGCGAUGCCCACUUUUACCGUGCUGGUCCCUCAUUACUCAGAGAAGAUUCUGUUGAGUCUCAGGGAGAUCAUUCGUGAAGAGGAUCAGAAUACCCGUGUCACUUUGCUGGAGUACUUGAAGCAGCUUCAUCCGGUGGAGUGGGAUAAUUUCGUUAAGGACACUAAGAUCCUGGCAGAAGAGUCGAGCUUCAGUGACACCACAAGCAGUCCAUUCGGAACACAAAACGAGAAGCGGGGCAGCAAAGCAGAUGAUCUACCCUUCUACUGCAUUGGAUUCAAGACCGCGGCGCCUGAGUACACUCUCCGCACGCGUAUCUGGGCAUCACUUCGUGCUCAGACCCUUUACCGCACGGUGUCUGGGAUGAUGAAUUAUGCGAAGGCGAUCAAGCUCUUGUACCGCGUUGAGAAUCCGCAGAUUGUGCAGAUGUUCGCCGGCAACACUGAGCGCCUGGAGCGGGAGCUUGAGCGCAUGUCCAGGCGCAAGUUCAAGUUCGCCAUCUCCAUGCAGAGGUACUCAAAGUUCAACAAGGAGGAAAUGGAGAACGCGGAGUUCUUGUUGCGCGCAUAUCCUGACUUGCAGAUCGCGUACCUCGAUGAAGAAGUCGGUCCGAAGGGCUCGGAACCCAAGAUCUACUCUGCUCUGAUAGACGGCCAUUCCGAGAUCGACGAAAAGACUGGAAAGAGGAAGCCGAAGUUCCGCGUCGAGCUGCCCGGUAACCCUAUCCUCGGUGAUGGUAAAUCAGACAACCAGAACCAUGCCAUCAUCUUCUAUAGGGGUGAAUAUCUCCAGCUUAUCGAUGCCAACCAGGACAACUACCUGGAGGAAUGUAUCAAGAUCCGGAAUAUCUUGGGUGAAUUCGAGGAAUAUUCCAUCUCGCAGCAGAGUCCCUAUGCGCAGUGGGGACACAAGGAGUUCAAGAAAUCCCCAGUUGCUAUCAUAGGUACUCGGGAGUACAUUUUCUCGGAAAAUAUCGGUGUGCUGGGUGAUAUUGCUGCCGGCAAAGAACAGACUUUCGGUACCAUGACUGCCCGCGCUCUCGCUUGGAUUGGUGGGAAGCUGCAUUACGGCCACCCUGACUUCUUGAAUGCGAUCUUCAUGAAUACUCGAGGAGGUGUCUCCAAGGCUCAGAAGGGUCUGCACUUGAACGAGGAUAUCUUCGCUGGUAUGAACGCUUUCGGUCGUGGUGGACGCAUCAAGCAUUCGGAGUACUACCAGUGUGGUAAAGGUCGGGAUCUCGGUUUUGGGACCAUUCUCAAUUUCCAGACCAAGAUCGGUACGGGUAUGGGUGAGCAACUGCUGAGUCGAGAGUACUACUACCUGGGCACCCAAUUGCCGCUCGAUCGUUUCUUGACGUUCUACUACGGUCACCCUGGUUUCCACAUCAACAACAUUCUCGUCAUCUAUUCUAUCCAGGUGUUCAUGGUGACAUUACUGUUCAUUGGCACUCUGAACAAGCAAUUGUCCAUUUGCCAGGUGGAUUCGGAUGGGAAUGUGCUUGGCGGGCAACCUGGAUGCUAUAAUCUCAUACCCGUGUUUGACUGGAUCAAGCGCUGCAUAGUAUCCAUCUUCUUGGUGUUCUUCAUCGCUUUCUUGCCUCUGUUCUUGCAAGAACUGGUGGAACGCGGAACCGGAUCGGCCCUAAUACGUCUUGGGAAACAUUUCUUGUCUCUCUCGCCGUUUUUCGAAGUGUUCUCCACACAGAUCUAUUCGCAAGCAGUGCUCAGCAAUUUGACAUACGGUGGCGCUCGAUACAUUGCGACUGGUCGUGGAUUUGCGACUACGCGCAUAUCUUUUGCCACCCUAUACUCCAGGUUCGCGGGACCAAGUAUAUAUAUGGGUAUGCGGAACCUGUUGCUGUUGCUGUACUCUUCUCUGGCACUCUGGAUCCCGCAUCUCAUCUACUUCUGGUUCUCCGUUCUCUCGCUGUGUAUCGCGCCUUUCCUGUUUAACCCCCACCAGUUCUCCUUCGCCGACUUCGUCAUUGACUACAGAGAGUUUCUUCGGUGGAUGUGUCGAGGAAAUUCACGGACGAAGGCAAGCAGCUGGUAUGGAUACUGCCGUCUAUCACGUACCAUGAUUACGGGUUACAAGAAGAAGAAACUGGGGCACCCCUCUGAGAAACUCUCCGGAGACGUACCCCGAGCGAGCUGGAGAUCUGUCAUCUUCGCUGAAGUCAUCUGGCCGAUCUGCGUCGCCACCAUCUUCGUCAUCGCAUACAUGUUCGUUAAGUCGUUCCCUGACCGCAAUGGCAAUCCCAAUCCUAGCCCUCUCAUUCGUAUUGGUGUCGUCUCAAUUGGCCCUGUGGUUUGGAAUGCCGCUGUCCUCUUGAGCUUGUUCUUCAUCUCCUUAUUCAUGGGGCCCAUGCUUGAGGGCUGGGCGAAGUUCGCCUCUGUCAUGGCGGCGACGGCGCACUUGCUUUGUCUCAUCGGCUACGUAGCCUUCUUCGAGUUCUUCUGGUUCCUGGAACUUUGGGAUGUCUCACACGCUGUCCUCGGUGUUAUUUGUAUCAUUGCCAUCCAGCGUGCCAUCCAGAAGAUCUUAAUAGCCGUCUUCUUAUCCCGAGAGUUCAAGCAUGACGAAACUAAUCGUGCUUGGUGGACGGGCAAGUGGUAUGGCCGUGGCCUGGGUUCAUCUGCGAUGUCACAGCCGGCUCGUGAAUUCAUUGUCAAGAUCGUGGAGAUGUCUCUAUGGAGCUCCGACUUCCUCCUUGGACACAUCCUCCUGGUCAUCUUGACCCCUCCCGUACUCAUCCCGUACUUCGAUAGACUGCAUUCCACUAUGCUCUUCUGGCUACGUCCCUCGAAGCAAAUCCGCCCCCCUCUCUUCUCAACGAAGCAGAAGCGUCAGAGACGAUGGAUCAUCAUCAAGUACAGCUUCGCAUACAUCAUCGCAGUUGGCGCCAUCGCUGCCUUGAUCGUUCUACCCUCCCUCUUCCGGGAUGACAUCACGUUUAACUGCACUGUCUGUUCGAAUAUCUAA